AUGGAGGUAGUUGGCGACGGCGAGCGGCGUACACCAAGAGUGGUGGGACGUACGCCAGCCGUCGUUGAGACUGGGGGCCCACGAGUUCGACGGUUGGACUCUCGGAGUGAAGUGGAAGGCUUGGUUAUCGCCGGGGUAGGUUCGGUUGGGGUUAGAAGCAGCGGCAAUGGUGGUGGCUGCGGUGGUGAUCAAUUGGAGACAUCGUCGAGAGAUCCGGCAAGGGGUAAGGACUCGGUGGUUAUGGAGGAAACGUCCGGAGAGAUGCCAGUAGGGGUGGCUAAGUUUAGGCUAGCAGUGGGGUCUUCGGCGCAUGUUCUCAUUACCCGCGGAGACUUUGCAGAGUUUGUUACGGAGGAGGAACUUGGCCGGUUGCUCCGAGAGAAUCCGGAGAGAGGAGCAACUAGUACUCGGGGACAUGGUGGUCCAGCUCGCUCGCUCGAGCUGUACAAAGAGUUGCCUGAGCGAGUCAGGGCUUUGGUAGAUGCUGCAGGGUUCAAACCGUUCAUCCUCACUCUGACGGCGGUGAAAAGUGACCAUGCUUUACUUACUGCGCUGGCUGAGAGGUGGUGGGACUCAUCGAACACCUUCCACUUUCCGAUCGGGGAGAUGAUAGUGACCUCGUUAGACUUCGCAGCUCUUACUGGCCUGAGGGUAGGAGGAGAGCCCAUCCCGUUUGACUCAGGAAUUCAUAGAGAUACUGAGGCAUUGGGAUGGUUCUUGGGACAGGUACCGAAGGGUGGUGCAGAGACGGUCCAUUAUGAGCAGUUCAAGAGGUACUUGCAGAGGAGGGUAUCGGUCUCAGAGCAAGAAGUGGAGCAGAUGGCGAGAGCCUAUCUGUUGUACUUGUUUGGGGCCACGCUGUACCUAAAUAAGCGGGCUACAAUGCACCUGUCUUACUUGCCAGCUCUCCGCAACCUACACACGGCUUCUAGGUACAACUGGGGAGGAACAACUUUUGGGGUCUGCUAUGGCUUCAUGGGCGAGUUCUCGCGAGGGAAAAAGGCGACUACCGGCUAUUGGAGAGUAUGGGAGUUGUGGGCUUAUGAGGUGUUGAAGAUGUACCCUCUAGAGAAUAAGUGCCCAGACUUGAGAAUGCUUCCACGUGCCAUGAUCUGGGGGCCUUUGCAUAGAGGCAAGAAGAAAUCCAGAGGGAGCCUCCUAGCCUUCCGGUCGUACCUUGACGAGUUAUCCGGCAUCCAGGUGGAGUGGAAUCCAUGGAGCAAUGUAGAGCCCGAGCCUGAGUACCUGGCGAGGAGUAGGGUGGUGAUUGUGAGCCGAGUGCUUCUAGAGUCGGCUUUUGGGUGGCAGUGGUACUUGGGCGACCGAGUGACACGACAGUCGCUUGGUUUCCUUGAGUACCAAGCUCCCAGGCCACUUCCAUCUCGUGCUUCUCACACAAACAGGUAUACGCUGGCCGAGCUGCGGCAUUUUACCAUCCCGGAGGGCUUUGCUGCUUUCCUGAGACCCGAGCGUGACUAUGCUGUCUAUCGGAGGCAAUAUUUGGCGAGGCCGCUUGGAGUGCUAGAGCACAAAGCCGUGGAGAGUGAGGCUCUAGAGGCUGGUGAGGAGAGAUAG
This is a messenger RNA of Rhododendron vialii, 1575 nucleotides long. Its product is annotated as protein MAINTENANCE OF MERISTEMS-like. Lineage: Eukaryota; Viridiplantae; Streptophyta; Magnoliopsida; Ericales; Ericaceae. The record is from RefSeq and is a predicted model, not a curated record. Gene Ontology annotation, biological process: meristem development; meristem maintenance. The coding region runs from base 1 to 1575 and encodes 524 amino acids. The transcript has 4 exons.